This is a messenger RNA of Colletotrichum orchidophilum, 2139 nucleotides long. Its product is annotated as glycosyl hydrolase family 20. Gene Ontology annotation, biological process: carbohydrate metabolic process. The transcript has 4 exons. Gene Ontology annotation, molecular function: beta-N-acetylhexosaminidase activity. NCBI's taxonomy places the organism in Eukaryota, Fungi, Ascomycota, Sordariomycetes, Glomerellales, Glomerellaceae. The coding region runs from base 1 to 2139 and encodes 712 amino acids. The record is from RefSeq and is a predicted model, not a curated record.
AUGCGGUUCCUCACCACCACUCUCCUCUCCCUCGCGGCGAAAGCAGCAGCAGACUUCCUCCCAGGCCUCCCAUCAACACCCUUCACCCCAACAGGCGGCACCCUCUCUUCCUCCUUGCUCUCCAAAAUCAUAGUCUCUUCGGCCUUUGCAGACUCCCGCGACGAAGCAGGCCAAACCCUAAUCCCGCCAACACUCCACGCCUUCGCAAUGACCUUUGCACAGGAUCUCUCCUCGGCGCUGAAACUCGACAUCCCUCUCGAGCUCGGCGACGCCCCUGAGAAAGGAUCCAUCUUUCUGACACUCGCUGACGACACCAGCAUCUACAAAGAUGCCGCCGGUCGCGAGACGUCCGAGGGGUACUCCCUCAAUGUCACGGCUGACGGCGUACUCAUUACGGGCGCGAGCCCGCUCGGCGCGUGGUGGGCUACCCGGACGCUUCUGCAGCAGCUUAUCGUCGGGGACGGAGAACUGAAGCUGGGGUACGGAACGGACAGCCCGGGAUGGGGAACUCGGGGUAUGAUGCUCGAUAUCGCCAGACACUACUACCCGGCCGAAUUCCUCAUCGAAAUGUGCGCCUACAUGUCCUUUUUCAAACAGAACACGUUCCAGCUGCAUCUCUCGGACAAUCUCUACAACAACGUCGCCAUCUAUUCCCGCGAGCGCAGCCUCUCCCUCUACGCCGCCUUCCGGCUGCUCUCCGACGACCCGGCCCUUGAGGGCCUCAACCGGCGUGCGAACGAGAGCUACACCCGCGAUGUCUUUGACGACGUUCAGGCGAAGUGUGCAGCGCGCGGCGUGACGAUCCUCCCAGAGAUCGAGGCUCCCGGGCACGCCCUCGUGAUUUCGCAGUGGAAGCCCGAGCUAGGGCUGUCGAGCGACUUGAGCCUGUUGAAUAUUUCGAACCCGGACACGAUCCCGACAGUGAAGAAGAUAUGGGAGAUUUUUCUGCCAUGGUUUCACACCAAGACGGUCUCGAUCGGUGCCGACGAGUAUGUCGAUGCAGCGCUGAGUGAAGACGCUCUGGUUGCCGAGUACACGCGAUUUGUGGACGAGAUGAACGAGUACAUCACAAGCACCUCUGGAAAGAAAGUCAAUAUUUGGGGAACCUUUGCGCCGUCAGUCGGCGGAACUGUCAACAAAUCUGUUUCGAUCCAGCACUGGGCCAACUUUGAGGCAAACCCGCUCUACGACUUUAUCAACAACGGAUACGACGUGCUCAACUCGGGUGACUACGUCUAUACAGUUGGAAAGUGGAGCCAAUCGUACGGUCAAGAGCUCAGCCUGGAGUUCAUCUUCAACGGUUCGCCCGAUGGAUCGCCCUUUUCGCCUAACAUCUUUGACCGUAAGAAUGCUUCAAACAAUGCCGCCAGGGAUAAUGCGUUGCUGCUGGGCCAUAUCGCGCCGCAGUGGAACGACUAUGGUCCAAAUGCAACGACGGUGACGGAGGGAUACUACCAGUGGAGGGAUGGCCUGCCUGCUCUCGCUGACAAGCAGUGGGGAGGUGAGGUUGCCGAGGCCGAUUACCAAGGCCUUUUCUCUGCGUUGCAGCCUCUUGCGCCGGGGCAGAACCUUGAUCAAAGAAUCGCAUCCAUAGGACCGACGAUCGUUGAAUACGACUUCAAGCAGGAACGAGGUAGAAACGGCACAGCGGUCAAAGAUUUGUCGGGCAACAACUACCAUGCAACCUCGACGUGCGCAACGGGUAACGAGGGUGCCAUUCUGGCACCUUCGUGUAACAUCACGACUCCGCUGACGCAAAAGGGGAGGAAUUACACACUCUCUUUCGCAAUCAAGCCCACGUCGGACGCCAAGGGGGCCAUCUUCAGCGGUGGAGACGGCGGGUUGUGGUUUGGCAAUGGGACUGUGGACGCCGUCAUGCUCUUUUCAGGGGGAAAUACGUACGCGCUCAACUACACGUUCCCCGUGGGGUCGUGGACGAACGCGAGCCUCAUCGGCAGAGGGAAGCAGACGUUCCUGGACGUCGGGGAUGGCGAGCCCAAGGAGUUCCUGACAAUCAUCGGCUGGAACGGGGCCCAGUUUGUGUGGCAGCCAAUUGCGGUGGAGGCGCCGUUGGCAAGAGUCGGAGGGAGUGGGUUUGAAGGCGUCAUCAGCGGGAUGAAGCUUGUUGACCAUGCCUAG